Molecule: messenger RNA, 942 nt
Organism: Ipomoea triloba (trilobed morning glory)
Lineage: Eukaryota; Viridiplantae; Streptophyta; Magnoliopsida; Solanales; Convolvulaceae
Product: G-type lectin S-receptor-like serine/threonine-protein kinase SD3-1
Exons: 2
Coding region: 1-942 (313 amino acids)
Source: RefSeq, a predicted model, not a curated record
AUGGCUCCGAAUCACCCCCAACCAUCAUUAUUGUCAUCGUGCACCACCGUAUUCCUUGCAGCACUCCUUGUGAUCCAUUGCUCGCAAUCCAUAGUUAUCUUGGCUCAACCGCUCGCCGAAUAUAAAAUUGCCGACAAUAAUUCCAGUAUAAUUUCCUGGACUGAUAGUAACAACCAGUCGUAUCCUGUAUAUUCUUCAGAUGGAGCUCAAGUAGCGGCCGUUAUCCUGUACCGACAGGCCACCGCUACGAUCUUUGCAUGUGGCUUAUUCUGCAAUCCCUCUGGCACUUCUUGCCUCUUCGGUAUCCUCAUAAUCCCAGCACUGGUUCCGGGUUUUCCCACCAGUGAAUUACACUUGGAUUACCGGCGUCUAGUUUGGUCAGCUAACCGGAAUCAUCCCGUCACGGUUAAUGCAAGUGUGGAACUCAGGCGAGAAGGAGGGUUGUUGUUGACGGACUCUAAUGGAUCCGUGGUUUGGUCCACGCACAGCAAUGGGAGUGGCGUUUCCGGGUUGAAUUUGACGGCAAUUGGGAAUCUUGUCAUUUAUGGCCAAAAGAAUGAAACCAUUUGGCAGUCUUUUGAUCAUCCUACAGACACACUGCUACCUGGGCAAGAAAUUCGAAGCGGACAAACAUUAAAAGCCAGCAUAUCAACAUCAAACUUUGGAGAAGGUUUGUAUUCACUCUACUUUGAUAACGAAUCUGCUCGUGCUUAUGUACAGUCCUCUAAUUUGUACUGGUAUCGAUAUGCGGAUGUGGAAGUAGAUUAUGUUAAAGGGAUAAUUGCUUCCACGCGGUCUCCAAUAUUAGAUCACCAAAUCACCAAGUUUGAGGCUGAUGGGCAUUUGAAUGUGUACGGGUGGUCACCACCUUUUCCGUGGGGGGUUAUUUCCGAUGUUUUUGUACGUUUGAUUGGAGUCAAGAAAUCACAGAAUGUUCUUUAA